GAAUGGCGCAUGCGCCGGCGCUCAACGGCUGCUGAGGCGCCUUCCGUGCGGCGGGGAGAGGAGGAGGGGGCGAGGGUUUUGCGGCAGCCGUAAGUGAAGGCGCUGAGCGGGCGCGACAGAAGCUGGAAGUCGAGGAGGCGGCGGUGGCGGAGGAGGAGCUCCGGCUCUGCCCACUGGCCAGAUCAAGCUGCGAGAUGAGGCCGCAGCAGCCACCUGUCGCCAGCAAGGUCUUUGUCCAGCGGGACUACAGCAGCGGCACCCGGUGCCAGUUUCAGACCAAGUUCCCUCCAGAGCUGGAGAACCGGGUGGACAGGCAGCAGUUUGAAGAGACAGUGCGAACUCUAAACAACCUUUAUGCAGAAGCAGAGAAGCUGGGGAGCCAGUCUUACCUCGAAGGGUGUCUGGCCUGCUUGACUGCCUACACUAUAUUCUUAUGCAUGGAGACACAUUAUGAAAAGGUUCUGAAGAAAAUUACCAAGUAUAUUCAGGAACAGAAUGAGAAGAUCUACGCCCCACAGGGCCUCCUCCUGACCGAUCCCAUUGAGAGAGGGUUAAGAGUUAUUGAAAUUACCAUUUAUGAAGACAGAGGUGUGAGCAGUGGAAGAUAAGUCCAUGAAGUCCAAGGGUCCAGCUUGUUUUGUUCCAGAAAUUUCCUGUACUUCCUCUCCCGUAAGCACCAUUCCUCUCUGCCACCGCCAAAUCCAGGGUGCCAUCUCCCACAAGGACUCACUUCUCAACAUCCUGCUCCUCUCGGAGCCAGCCAGUAUCUAUUUUGUGUCAUCAUGGUAGGCCUUAAGCAAUGCUGUUGCCCAGGUGGCUGGCUUCCAAGGGGAAGUUGUACAGUUGUCGUGGUGCGGUGCCUUGGCAGAUGCAGCGUUUCUGUCCACCUUCCAGAAAAUGGCAAAUGGUGUGUCCUGGGUGGCUGAGUUCUUGAAAACGGGACCCAUGUGUGUGAAUUGGCACGUGGCCCGCCUCCACCUGCCAAAAGCGACGUAAGACACACAUCCUCUUGAGUCUAAGAGUCCCUUUGCAUUAUUUGUUGUUGCCAAGGGUUUGAUUUCUACUCCUUCGCCAAGAGUUGGUGUAGGCUCUGGGGCGUGGAGAUCUUUCCCCCAAACUCGAAAGGAGCCAGUAAACUGCUCGCAACAUUCAGAAUUUUGUGACGACAAAAUGGAUGCUGUACCAAUAAAUGUGACCACCACCACCACCCACCCCUGCUCUCAACCCCCUUUUAAAAGUGUUGAAUAUGUGAGCUAGGUAAUAAAAUGAUUUCCCCAGUUUGUUAUGCAUUAAAACUUCUAGGGCAAGCCAGUGACUUGAUUAGAAAUUGUGGUUGCGAUGGAGCCUUCGUCUCUUGUCAUCGUCGUCUUCCUCCUGCAAACUGCUGACAGGUUUCUCGCUGCUGUCUUCACGUCGUAUUUCACGUGCAUCAACAUUCCUCUUGACAGUGCUUGUGAAAACAGGAAACUUUUAAGUAAAUACCUUCAGCCGAAUCAAGUGGGCUUCAUAUCUUGCUGUGUAAUUCCUUCUCACUUAAUCGCAAUGAGUUCUUUGGUGUGUGAGCUUCAGGAUCUGUUGGAAGAGUUGCUCUGCUUUUUGAAAUGUCCCUCUCUCCUGGGCCCAGAGAGAUUUAACCAGUUGAGACCACUUUUCUAAACAGAUGGAACAUUUGACUUUUGAGUGAUCACAGUAAAUUCCAACAGCGGAUCAAGCUCUGUAGACGGAUGUGUCUUCAGUUUCUGCUCCUUGCUGGUUUCUUUAUCCUCCCCUCUAGAAGUCUGUUUAAUAUUUUAACUGUAUUCUAAUAUUUUAAAGGUUUUCUAAUCUGUAACAGUGUUCUUGCCUUUUGCACCCUACAAUCAGUUUUUUCCAGAAAUAUUAAUGGAUUAGUAGUUUUUUUCUUAAAUAAACUGCUUGUCAUUUGCUAGCA
Hemicordylus capensis (graceful crag lizard) is the source of this 1930-nucleotide messenger RNA. It is a transcript of the gene GOLGA7, whose product is annotated as golgin A7. The coding region runs from base 195 to 608 and encodes 137 amino acids. Lineage: Eukaryota; Metazoa; Chordata; Lepidosauria; Squamata; Cordylidae. Gene Ontology annotation, cellular component: palmitoyltransferase complex; Golgi stack. The transcript is spliced from 6 exons. The record is from RefSeq and is a predicted model, not a curated record. Gene Ontology annotation, biological process: protein targeting to membrane; peptidyl-L-cysteine S-palmitoylation; Golgi to plasma membrane protein transport.